This is a messenger RNA of Penicillium canariense, 1077 nucleotides long. RefSeq lists its product as uncharacterized. The record is from RefSeq and is a predicted model, not a curated record. Bases 1 to 1077 code for a protein of 358 amino acids. Lineage: Eukaryota; Fungi; Ascomycota; Eurotiomycetes; Eurotiales; Aspergillaceae. The transcript has 6 exons.
AUGGCAGAUACCGCGACCCCCAUUGAGCUCCCCGUUAUCGACAUCUCCAAUCCCCACGACCCCGCCGUGGGGAAGGCGAUGCUCGAGGCUGCGGCCAAGUAUGGCUUCCUGUAUGUGAACAGCAAGGGUACAGAUUUUGUGACUGAGGAUGUGGAUCAUGCUUUUGGUCUUUCGAAGAAGUUCUUUGCGUCUCCGACAGCGGAGAAGGAGACUUGCCGCAUUACGCCGAAUAACCGCGGCUGGUCUGGCAUGCAUACAGAGACCCUGGAUCCCGAGCAUCAACGGACCGGUGAUUUCAAGGAAGCUAUGAACUUUGGUGACUUCAAAGAUGGAAAAGCCCAACAGCCUUUGCCAGCAUCUCUUUCACCCCAUGAGUCAGAGAUCUAUGGCUUCGCCCAACUCUGCAACAAGACCUGCAACCGGAUUCUGAAUCUUCUCUCCCUGGGUCUUGAGAUGCCAGAGGACUUCUUCACUACCCGCCACGACCCCAGCGCUGGACCCACAGGCAGCAUCCUCCGCUACCUUUACUAUCCAUCCAUCUUCUCGCCAGCAGCAGCAUCCUACAAGCACGACAAGGAUGUCCGUGCAGGCGCCCACUCCGACUACGGCAGCAUCACGCUCCUCUUUCAGAGGCCCGGACAGCCGGGCCUGGAAAUUCUCACGCCAGAAGGAACAUGGGCGCCUGUGCCCAUCAUCCCCGGUAACCAGCCAGACGCAUUCCCGUUCCCACCGAUCUUGGUCAACAUCGGUGACCUAUUGAGCUACUGGACGGACGGGCUGCUCAAGUCGACCGUGCACCGUGUGGUAUUUCCGCUGGCGGAGCAGCGCAGCCCGAACCCGCAGGACCGGUAUACACUUGUAUACUUCUGUCAUCCUAUUGAUGCGACGGAGUUGGUGCCUGUGCCGAGUGAGAUUGUGGCGGGACAUCGGGCGAGAAAGGCGGGGUUAGAGGGAAAUGGGGCGGUUGGGUUUGGGGGUGGUGCGGGGAGCCUGGAGCCUGGGAAGAGGCCGCUGACGGCCGCGGAGCAUUUGGAGUCGAGGCUGGCAGCCACAUAUGGGUUUACGAAGGAUGAGUAG